AGGUGUUGUGGUGAAGACAGGCUCAUCUCUCCCACGAUCAGUCCCACUAAAGACUUUUACCACUAAAAGGCUUUAUCUUAAUUUACGGAUGGUGAACUUUUCUUUGGAGAUUUUAUUGAAUAGUAAUUGUUUUAGUUGUCAAAAAGGACCUAAAGACCCGUGUUUCCUCGAAGCUAUCAUGCUGAACACCGAGGAAAGUUCCUGGUUAGCGGGGUCUCGGCUGCCCUGCUCCAUCCCUCAGUCUCCGGGGCCUCUGUGGUGCUCCGAUGCCCCUCACCCACAACUGAAGAUCCCGGGUGGGCGAGGGACUGUCAGGGAUCAUUCUCUCGGCGUGCUACUACACAAGGAUGAGAAGUUAACAGUGACACAGGCAACUCCAGUGAGUGGGAACCCCUCUUUUCUGCACUUCCACUACCAGCUGAGUGAGCGCCGCUCGGCCUUCUGGGAUACGGCUCUAUCGGCUGACAGCCUCUUCCUGGAGAUCCCUGCCGGGCCGCUGGUGGAGGGAAGCAAGGAGGGGCUGACUGCUCUGCUCGAGUUUGCAGAAGAGAAGCUCAAAGUUAACUAUGUGUUCCUGUGGUUCCGUAAAGCCAGAGAGGAUCGAUUGUCAAUCAUCAAGACGUUCCACUACAUGGGCUUUGAGAUGGUGAAGCCAGGCAACCCCAUGGUACCAGCCCGGCCCGAUCUGGCCUUCAUGGUUUACUCUCUGGACAACAGCAGCUCAGAUGAGGAUUGACUGCCACACCAUCUCCUUACACCUCCCUCUCCCACCCUGACCCACCUCCCUUCCCUCCCUCCCCAUAGAAAAACACGCCUUCUGCCCGAUUUUCUUCAGGUCUCGCUCUGACAAACUCCUCCUCUCCCUCAGACAUCCUUCAUCACUGACUGGGAGGUGUCACCUUUUCUUUUUUUUUUUAAUAGACUUGUGAUUUAAGGGGGCGUUUGGGAGUGGUAGGAUUUCCAUGUGACGCAGACACCCCUGCCUCCCCCUUUUCCCUUCCCCCUCCGAGGAUAACUGCAGCUCGGAGAAACAGGGAGCGGCGUUGCUUGAACUAAGUCAUCACAUGCAUCGUGGGAUUUUUUUCUAUUUCCCUGCUUAGUGGUUCCUCCCUUGGCCACAUUAUUGGUUUGUGCCGCCAUCGGCGAGAUAAACAACUGCUGACAUUCAGGAGAAGGUGGUGUUUUACAUUAAAAUUCAGCAUAUCUCUCCUCUGACAGCUUCCACCUUUUCUAAGGAAAGAGACUUUGGUUUGUCUUUGUGUGCUGUAUACCAUGCAAACGGUGUUUGUAGGGCUAAAAAGAGGGAAUUAUGGGUUUUGUAUAGUCAAUAAAAUGUUUUUUUUGCUUAAUAUAGAUGGGUUAAAGCCUGAUGUGUUACAUUUAACAUUAAAGCACAUGUAAACAUUUCUUUACACUUCUUCCUGAUAUAUGUUAAGGCAUCAUUCCAGCUCAUCACGUGCUCUGGGUUUCUUUCCUUUUUUUUUUUUCUCUCAUCAGCCCAAAACAGUCUUGCCACAAAUGUGGAAAUAUCCUGUUAGUCUCUCCAGACGUGUCAAAGCUAAGAAGCAGCCUGCGUGUUGAAUGUCGCAACAGGGAAGCCGCCAGCUCGCCGAGGCAAACACCUUCUCUCCUCGUCCUGCUCUGAGCAGUUAUCAGCCCGUCAAGCUGACGGGGUGAGUUUUUAACGAUCUGGAGGGGACAGGGCUCGCUUGACGCGUCACACGCGGAAACAAACACGCGGUUUAUGUUUUUCAAAGGUCAUAAGCUGAAUAGUUGUUGGUGUAAGAUGGUCGGGUUUAAAAAAAGAAGCUCCACUUACUGUUACUUUGCAUUAAAAUGUGCACACGACGUCUGGAUGGAGUGAAGCUUUAAGCCCCAGUUUGUGCCUCAAAAGUGUUGCCGCUACACUCAAGUCCAGCUAAGCGUCUGUUAAAAAUAAACAACUGGCAAUCAUUGAACACCCGAAUGUUGUUUAACAAGACAUUAAUCUUUAACCUGUCUCUUAAGUUGUGGCUAAAUUUUCUACCCAAGUUGCUGGAAAUGAUUGUCUGAGCUUGUUCUGUAUAACACAAGAUUAUUUUGUAUAAAAAUAUAAAAUGCUCAAAUUUCAUUGCAGACAAACUGAUACUGAUACAGAAAAGUGCAACUUUUCAUACAGCAAACUAUUUUUUUUUUAUCCAGAUGGUUCUGGAAAUAUCUUUAGAACAGUGUUAAGUUUUGUUCAACAACCUUCUGGGUAUUUCAGAGAUCACAGAAAUAUCCUGUGACUUGACAGACUGGGGCUAGUGAAGCUUCGUUCAGCCCUGUAGAGUCCUCAGUGGUGCUACUAUCCCGCACCAGCUGAAAGCUCGACGGCAACGAGGCUCUUUGUGCCUAAAGAGGAGAGUGCAAUGUCAAUAUUUUUUACUUUUGAGUCUUAUUGAGGAAUGUGUCCAUUUUCCAUAUUCAGUCGCACGCAGAUCCAGAUCCAGACCCAUGCUGUGUGAGGAAAUGAUCUCAUUGUCGGGGUACAACAGGAGCACUUCAGGUGAUUACUGUAUAUGCAAUUAGAGUAAAAACACAGGGGGAGUCCUGUGCAGGUUUUUUUGUGGUUUUUAGUACUCUGAACAAAACGCCAAAGAGUCCAUUCUGUCUGUAACAUGCUGUCCAUUGAAAUCAUCUUGCUUUCAAAAUUCAGCUCAUUUAAACCUGAUAUGUAAAGAAACAUUAAUCUACAUUCCCCAUGUCAGCCAUACUACCUGUAACACGUCAGAGAAACAUGAUAGUCUGUUCCAGAGUGGUGUUGGGAUGGGGUGGGGGCCUUUUUCUUCUGCAUGUGUUCAGAUCACGAGUCUUCGUUGCUACUGAUUGAGCCCUGACUAUAAGCUGUUAGGAAAUGUCAAUAUAUGAAUUUUCUCAGAGGUAUAUUUUUAUGUAUGUAUAUUUCUCUAAUGUUUACUGUCAUAGUUUAGGGAUUUAUUUUUUGUUCUCAGUGAUAUGCAGUACUUAGCAACCAUUCAAUGACAAUCCACACUUGUAUACUCUGGAAAUUUUUGUCUUGGGGAAAAACAAUAAAACUUGUUAUCUAAAUAAGA
Molecule: messenger RNA, 3074 nt
Organism: Chelmon rostratus (copperband butterflyfish)
Lineage: Eukaryota; Metazoa; Chordata; Actinopteri; Chaetodontiformes; Chaetodontidae
Gene: oaz2a
Product: ornithine decarboxylase antizyme 2a
Biological process (GO): positive regulation of protein catabolic process
Cellular component (GO): cytoplasm; nucleus
Molecular function (GO): ornithine decarboxylase inhibitor activity
Source: RefSeq, a predicted model, not a curated record